Glossina fuscipes is the source of this 1794-nucleotide messenger RNA. RefSeq names its product frequenin-1. Gene Ontology annotation, molecular function: calcium sensitive guanylate cyclase activator activity; calcium ion binding. Lineage: Eukaryota; Metazoa; Arthropoda; Insecta; Diptera; Glossinidae. Bases 826 to 1389 code for a protein of 187 amino acids. The record is from RefSeq and is a predicted model, not a curated record. The transcript has 10 exons.
AUUUUUGACCGCCUUUUGCUAACAUUACUGCACGUCUGUACAGAAAACUUAUUAAACGAGUGCAAGAGUGCUAUAAACUAUUUGUGAUUUAUUAUUUAAAAAUUAAAAGAAAACAAAAAAAACAAAAAAAGGAAAUAAGAAAAGAAAUUUCAUAAAAAAUAGAAAUGCAUUAAAAUACUUAUUAAAAUUAAUGUUGAAUUUUUUUAUUCACAUAACUUAACGCAUAAAUGUGAAUAUAGUAGAGAGUAACAUUCACUAUAAAUACCAUCAACUAUUUACACAGGCAAAGAUAAUAAUAACAAUAAUAAUAUCAACAACAAUAACAACAAAAAACAACAAUAACAACAACGACAAGUAUACAGCAUCGCUGGGUUGAGAGCUAGAAAAUUUGCGUUGAUUGUUUUUUAUAAGCCUUCACGUCGCAAUCAGUUUGUGUAUGGGAGUGUGUGUGUGUGUGUGUGUGUGUCUGUGUGUCGAGUGCUUGCGGUUAAGCUUAAACUGCUUGCAAACUUGACUGUAACGACAGACAGAGCCUUUUAUUACAUCAAUUAUACCCAACUGCUGCACUCGAUUAUGACAACAAGUGUUAUAAAUUUUCAAAUAGAUGCAACAACUUUUAUUUUAUAUUCUAAAACAGCAAAACUAAUAACAGUAACGUGAAAAUUAAUGAAAUUGUUCCUGUAAAUAAGAGUAAAAGCAUAAAGAAAGACUAUAAAUUAUUUUGUUCUGCCUGAACAUAAAAGAGCCCCACCUCUACACCUAUCGCCAUCAUAACCAUCAUCAUCGUCAACAUUAGGAACAUCCGAGGUCAACAGCAGCAGCAAUAUGGGAAAGAAAAGCUCAAAAUUAAAACAGGACACCAUUGAUCGUUUAACGACAGACACAUACUUUACAGAAAAAGAAAUCAGACAAUGGCAUAAAGGAUUUUUAAAAGACUGUCCCAAUGGUUUACUCACCGAAGAAGGUUUUAUUAAAAUUUAUAAACAAUUUUUCCCCCAAGGAGAUCCAAGUAAAUUUGCCUCACUGGUAUUUCGUGUGUUCGAUGAGAAUAAUGAUGGCUCAAUAGAAUUUGAAGAAUUUAUACGAGCCCUGUCUGUGACAUCAAAAGGCAACUUGGAUGAAAAAUUGCAAUGGGCAUUCCGUUUAUACGAUGUGGACAAUGACGGUUAUAUAACACGUGAGGAAAUGUAUAACAUUGUGGAUGCCAUUUAUCAGAUGGUGGGACAGCAACCACAAGCGGAAGACGAGAAUACACCACAGAAAAGAGUGGAUAAGAUAUUCGAUCAAAUGGAUAAAAAUCAUGAUGGCAAACUAACAUUAGAAGAAUUUCGUGAGGGUAGUAAAGCUGAUCCACGUAUAGUUCAGGCGUUAAGUUUAGGUGGUGGUUAAAUGAGGAUUUGCUUCUUAUCUAUAAUAUAAAAGUUUUUUUUUUUUUUUUUUUUUUUUUUUUUUUUUUUUUUUUUUUUUUUUCGUAAUAUUAAUUUUCUAUAUUAUUAGAAAACAAGAAAAAGAUUCUUUUAAUAACUAAAUCACUUACUUCCUUGCUAUUUAAUUCUUAAAUAUACAUAGUUUUCUUCAAUAAUUUCUAAAGUACAAUGUUUGAGAUUUUAUUAUUAGAAAGUUUAUUCCCAAUCUGUCGACAUAUUCAAGCACCUAAAUAUAAAUAAAUAAAUAAAUCAAUCAAAUCAAUAAACAAAUGCUUAACAAUUUGAAUACACCAAUAAUAUAUACAUACAUACAUACAGACUUCCUCUUAACGGAAGAAAGAGAAAAAAAAAAUUUCGGAAAAAAAUU